AUGCCUAUGUUGUACAAGCCAUCUGCUGAAGGAAAGGAGGUCAAGCCACCUCAAAUUCCUUCUCCAGGUAACAACUCUUUCUUGGGAGACAUUUUCACCUCCGAUGCUCCAGUGGCUGAACAAAUCUCCUGUGGUUUCUACAAGCAAGAGAAGGGUGAGCCUUUGGUUUACACCUACGACUAUGACGAGAUGAAGAUCAUCUUGGAGGUUGAGGGUGAGUACACCAUUGCCGACGAGACCGGAUACAAGGUUUCUGUGAAGCCAGGUGACGUGUUUUACUUCAAGAAGGGCACUACCAUCACUUUCGAGACCACUGGUUAUGGCUAUGCUUUCUUCACUGGUUUGAGACCAAACGGAACUGCUUAA
Messenger RNA from Sungouiella intermedia, 366 nucleotides. The record is from the annotation of a GenBank genome assembly. NCBI's taxonomy places the organism in Eukaryota, Fungi, Ascomycota, Pichiomycetes, Serinales, Metschnikowiaceae.